AAGCGGAGGGGGCCGGGGGAAAAUGGCGCCCAGCUCGAAAUCGGAGCGGGGCGGCCCGGGGGGAAAGCGGGGCCCGGCGGGGGCGGCGGGCGGGUCCUCGGCCGGGUCGGGCCCGCGGGGCCGCCGCGAACACGUCGUGAGGCAGCUCGACCGCGUCAAGAUCAGCGGGCAGCUCUCGCCCCGGCUCUUCCGCAAGCUGCCCCCGCGGGUCUGCGUCUCCCUGAAGAGCAUCGUGGACGAGGACUUUCUGUGCGCGGGGCACAUCUUCCUCGGCUUCUCCAAGUGCGGCCGCUACGUCCUGUCCUACACCAGCAACGGCGGCGACGACGAUUUCUCCUUCUACAUCUACCACCUCUACUGGUGGGAGUUCAACGUCCACAGCAAGCUCAAACUGGUGCGGCAGGUUCGGCUCUUCCAGGACGAGGAGAUUUACAGCGACUUGUACCUGACGGUCUGCGAGUGGCCCAGCGACUCCUCCAAGGUCAUCGUCUUUGGCUUCAACACCCGCUCGGCCAACGGUCUCCUCGUCAACAUGAUGAUGAUGAGCGACGAGAACCACCGCGACAUCUACAUCAGCGCCGUGGCCAUGCCGCCCCCGCGCCACUGCCCCGGCUGCCGCGACAUGGCCCUGGCCCACCCCGGCGACCGGCAGGCGCACUGCCUGCGGCACGGCUUCAUGCUGCACACCAAGUACCAGGUGGUGUACCCCUUCCCCACCUUCCAGCCCGCCUUCCAGCUCAAGAAGGACCAGGUCGUGCUGCUCAACACCAGCUACUCCCUCGUGGCUUGCGCCGUCGCCGUCCACGCCGCCGGCGACGGCAGCUCUUGCCAAAUCCUCUACGAACGCCGGAGCCCGCCGGCGCCGUGCCGCCGCACAGGAUGCGCGUCGCCGUCGUCGCCGCCGCGGUCGGAGGAGCCGGCGGAGCGGGAGGGGGCCGCGGCGCAGCCCCUCGCCGGGCGGGUGUCGCCGGGGGCCGGGCAGGGCCGGGCGGGCGUGGGGCUCUCCCCGGCCGUGGCCAAAGCCAAAGAGUUCGUGGCCGACAUCUUCCGACGUGCCAAGGAGGCCACCGGGCCGGCGCCGGCCGGCGGGGGGGGUGAGGAGGAGGACGAGGAUCCCCCCGGCGGGACGGCAGCCCCCCCGGCGACCCCCCCGCCGCCCCCGGCCCCCCCUGCGCCGCCCCCGCGCCCCCCCCCCGAGCCCGGUUACGUCAACUACACCAAACUGCGCUACGUGCUGGAGCCCGGCGAGCCCCAGGAGGAGUACGAGGACGACAAGAUCUCGCUGCCGUUCGUGGUCACCGACCUGCGCGGGCGCAGCCUGAAGCCGCUGAAGGAACGAGCCACGGCGCAGGGACAGUGCCUGACGGUGGAGCAGCUGACGCUGGACUUCGAGUACGUCAUUAACGAGGUGAUCCGUAACGACGCUGCCUGGUCCCGCCAGUUCUGCUCCUUCAGCGACUACGACAUCGUCAUCCUCGAGGUGUGUCCUGAGACCAACCAGGUCAUCAUCAACAUCGGGCUGCUGCUCCUGGCCUUCCCCUCCCCCGACGAGGAGGGACAGCUCCGACCAAAGACCUACCACACCAGCCUCAAGGUCGCCUGGGACCUCAACACCGGCACCUUCGUCACCGUCAGCGUGGGCGACCUCACCGAGGUCAAGGGACAGACCAGCGGCAGCGUCUGGAGCUCGUACCGCAAGGGCUGCGUGGACACGGUGAUGAAGUGGCUCGUCCCCGAGAGCAGCGGCCGCUACGUCAACAGGAUGACGAACGAGGCGCUGCACAAAGGCUGCUCCCUGAAGGUGCUGGCAGACAACGAGCGCUACACCUGGAUCGUGCUGUAAGGGGGUGCCCCCCCCGCCCCCCCUGCCCGUUUUGGGGCCGUUUGGGGGGGUUUUGGGUUGGGGUUUUGUUGGGGGUUUUUUUCUCCUCCUUUUUCUGUUCAGUGUUUGUUUUAAUUGGGGGGUGGGGAGGAGGACCCCCACCCCCCACCCCCCAAUAAAUG
Grus americana (Whooping crane) is the source of this 2004-nucleotide messenger RNA. RefSeq names its product DDB1 and CUL4 associated factor 15 (gene DCAF15). The record is from RefSeq and is a predicted model, not a curated record. Bases 23 to 1843 code for a protein of 606 amino acids. Gene Ontology annotation, cellular component: Cul4-RING E3 ubiquitin ligase complex. The transcript is spliced from 14 exons. Lineage: Eukaryota; Metazoa; Chordata; Aves; Gruiformes; Gruidae. Gene Ontology annotation, biological process: protein ubiquitination.